UCCUACGCGGACAGAGUAAAAAUUUCGAAAGUUCGACAUUAGAAAGAAAAAGCAUUCUGCCCACACUUUAUAAAAAUGGACCUACUCAUUUUGAAGGGUAAAUUGGUGCAUGGGAAUUUUUGUCUAAAAUCCGAGAAGCGCUAUUUAUUAACAAAACUCCGACCUUCUACAUAUGCAUAAUUAUUUAUUGACCAUGAGUGGACAGCUGGAUGGUGGGGCUUCACAUACGAUUAACAAUUAUGUGUUUCAUCAGCUGUAGAUAUAUCGCAUAGACAAUAUUAUCUUAGUCGCGGAUAAUCUCGGACCAAACAGGUUCCACAUCGCGAUCGCGUAAUUUUCGGUCUUGCGAUGUUGAACAAAAUAUUCCCAUUCUGGUUGCUCCUGAACUGUUUCAUAUCACACACGAAUAUAGUCUCUUCAGAUGUUCCAGAAGGCACGCCUUGUGCAACGCCCGACCAGCAAAUCGGACCCUGUGUGAGCAUCUUAACGUGCGAGCCUCUCUUGCAACUGCUCAAGAAAAAGUCUAACGAUCCGGAAGCACGGAGUUACUUGCAAAAGUCUGUGUGCGGUUACAACAGAGAUAACACCCCCAGAGUUUGUUGUUCAGAAGCGACGUCCAAAAGUUUGGAUGACGAAGGUGGAGGGUCAUCGAACAAACCUAAAGAUAAACAGGCUCCUACAGAUGACACUAAUUCUAACUCUGCUGAGCCGCUCGCUGGGCUUCUGUCUCCACCAGACUGCGGUUUCAGCAACCACUCAGCUUCGAGAGUUGUGGGAGGUGUACCGGCCAAGUUAGGCCAGUUCCCUUGGAUGGUAGUUUUGGGAUACAGAAAUCCAAGAAACCCAAACAGACCGAAAUGGCUUUGUGGAGGUACAAUGAUUACCGAUGUCCAUAUUCUGACAGCUGCACAUUGUGUUUACAGAAGAAACGAUCUGUACUUAGCUCGCCUUGGAGAGCUGGAUCUGUAUGAUGACAAUGAUGGAGCGACACCAGAGGAUAUACCUAUUGCUCAAAAGAAAAUCCACGAAGAUUAUAAUACCGUCCAAUUCACCAAUGACAUUGCCAUUUUAACAAUAGAAAGAAAAACACGAAAUCCGAAAGUAUGGCCAAUAUGUCUUCCCCACGCAGAACCACUGAGGUCGCAGUCCUUUGAGAAGCUCAGGCCAUUUGUAGCUGGGUGGGGUGCCAUUAAUUUCCGUGGUCCACAAAGCAGUAUCCUGCAAGUAGCAGAGAUCCCGGUGGUGCCAACGGAAAAGUGCAAGAAUGCGUUUGCCGUUCAACCUAACAUCCUGAUAGACGAGCGGACUCUAUGCGCGGGGUGGACUACAGGCGAGAAAGACGCUUGUCAGGGCGAUUCCGGGGGCCCGCUGAUGCAUGGGAGAAUUGAGGAAGAAGACAUCCAAAGAUACUACCAGAUCGGGGUCGUCUCGUUUGGGUUCAAAUGCGCCGAGCCAAACUUCCCCGGAGCUUACACCAGGGUAACUUACUUCAUCGACUGGAUACAACGGAAUAUCUCGUAGAGUGAUCGCCGAAAAAUACUCAUCAGUGUUUUUUUUUUUAAUAUUGGCCAUAAACAGAUUUGGAUAUGGACACGAAUGAGAAAAGUGCAAUUUACAUUUUGCCAAACAUUCCAACAUUGUGAUCUUGUAUUUGUUUGACUGGAUACAAAUAUACAAGAACGUUAACGAAUCACCAUUCAAGCGCUUGUAUUAUUUUUAGGUUAGGUUACAUGUAUAAUGAAGUAUUGUAGAUAACAGAUAUUUUAAGAAUCAUUGAAUAUUAAAAUGCUCAACAAUUUGCA
Molecule: messenger RNA, 1802 nt
Organism: Acanthoscelides obtectus
Lineage: Eukaryota; Metazoa; Arthropoda; Insecta; Coleoptera; Chrysomelidae
Source: the annotation of a GenBank genome assembly